Penicillium expansum is the source of this 1974-nucleotide messenger RNA. Its product is annotated as mitochondrial 37S ribosomal protein uS14m. Gene Ontology annotation, molecular function: structural constituent of ribosome; siRNA binding. Gene Ontology annotation, biological process: regulatory ncRNA-mediated heterochromatin formation; translation. The coding region runs from base 1 to 1974 and encodes 657 amino acids. Lineage: Eukaryota; Fungi; Ascomycota; Eurotiomycetes; Eurotiales; Aspergillaceae. Gene Ontology annotation, cellular component: ribosome; nucleus. The record is from RefSeq and is a predicted model, not a curated record. The transcript is spliced from 7 exons.
AUGACCAAAAUGGCAGGCCUUUUCCGGCCCAAGAAGCUUGAUCUCUCCGGAUUUGUCAACACCCGCUUGAUUCGGGACAACAACAAGCGCAUGGCCUUCGAGCAGACUGAACCCGAACGACAAGCUCUCCGCUACAUGAUCCGCAACACCUCUCUCUCUGGCCGUGUCCGCGCGCAGGCUCAGCUCCAAUUGUCGCAGAUGCACGCCUACACUCGCCCCACCCAGAUCAAGAACCGUUGUGUGGCAUCAGGCACUGCCCGCAGUGUCUUCCGCGAUUUCAGAAUCAACAGAUACCAAUUCCGUAUGCAGGCUCUCGCUGGUGAGCUUCCCGGCGUGAGGAAGGCCAGUUGCUUUGCCAUCAUGAAUGGUGUUCCGAGAGACCUCCUCCCCGAUGACAUCGUCUUCGCAGAAGACCUGCAGGGGCUUGGAUUCGUCAUCACCAAAGAUGACAAGAUCCGUUACAUCGUCGCCCCGGACCAGGGCCCUCGUUACAAGGUCAACCGAAGUGACCGCAUCAACAAGGUCCACAUUGAGGCCCUCCAUAAGGCGAUCCGCACCAGCAUCACCGACCGACUCCUGGGAAUGGGCAUGCAGUUCAUGAAGAUCCCAAAGGGCAGCAAGCAGCAGGUCCCCAUCAUGGUGUCGAGCAACAUGACCACUGCACCUCGAGUUGUUGUUUUCUGCGGCGAGGUUGUCGAAGACCUGGGCAUCUUCUCAUACCGUGACGCUUGCGACGACGGCAUUUCUUUCGGUUCGAUCCUGGGCUUUGCAAAGGGCCUGCUCGGUGAGAAUGCUCAAGGUUCGCCCAAUGCUCUCAUCCUCGCGAACCCUGGCCACACCGUCUGGUACAAUGCAGGUUGGUUCGCGAUGACCCCAGACAGUGUUCAAGGUCAACACCGCACUUCUGCUGUGGAGCGCAAGCGUCCACUGAGUGUUCGAAACACGGUUGGCUCCAUCGGUGAGCAUGUCCAGAAUAUCUUCGAACAAGUGUUGAUGCGUGGCAACUUCCGAGUCGGUGCCAGAAUCGACGUCAUCGGCCUGUCUGAGGGCGGCCAUGCUGCCAUGACAUACCUGAAGAAUCAAUGGAGUUUCUGGUCGCCCCACAUCUCCUCCCUCUCCCUGAUCAACCCUGAGACAAUUCUUGACACAAGCACCAAGACUGAUGACCUGAAGGAUCCGGAGUCAUUUGCCUGGUUCAUGAAAUACCGUUGCCGUGGUUGGAUCAUCUGUGAUAAGCCGAUUGGCACACGUGUGCCCGAUCUUAACCUCCCUCAUGGCUACAACACGUACUCCUCCGGUGAAGGCACGAAGUCAGCAUGCAUGAUCACUCGUGGUGUGGCACACAUCUUAACCUGGAUGAAGAUCAUGCAUUACUCUCCAAUGGCGAUGGAGAACUUUGAUGUGGUCCCUGGCAAGACCGAUUCUGGCAACAAUGAUAUUCUCACAUCAUCGAUCAACGACAUUCCGGAAGUCCCUGGCGGCAAGAUUGAAGUGCAUAGCCUAGAUGUUAUGAACCAGAUGAAGGGCUUCCUGGCCGGUAUCACGUUCACCAAGGAAAUGGUUACCUUUUUCAAUGACAACUUGCACCCUAGUGAUGAAAAAGACAACGAAAGUGACGACAGCAGCGACUGUUCGUCCUUUGACAGAGUUGAGAACGAGGAUGAGAUUGAUGCUCUUCCUGACGUUCCUAAGGUUCUUCCGGACGCUUCUCUUGACGGUUCUCGUGAUGCUCUUUCCGUCCCUGGCGUGCUUCCAGACGCUCCUCUUGAUUCUUCUUCUAACAUCCUUCCUAAUGCAUCUCCUGCCGUUUCUAACGUUGCUCCUGAUGGUCCCAAUGUUCUUUCCGACGCUUUUGCCAAUGCUCUUUCUGUUCCGGAAACUUCAACUCACUACGACGACGUAAUCGUCAGCAAGACUGACCCGUUUGACCUCAAAGAUCUGCAAGAUAUCCGAGAGGACGACGAAGAAGAGUAA